AUGGAUUGUGGUAUGUGGUGUGUGUUCAGCGAAAGGCGUCGACACGUCGAACGACUUUGGCGACGUCGCCUAUUGGUGACGUCAGACGAGCGACGCGCGCGACGCAGGUUUUUGCGUCUGAUGCGCGGUUUUGACGCGGAAGAUGUGGAGGUGAUACGAAAAGCUGUUGAGACAGAUGGUGUUGAUUCGAAAGCGUGUGCACCUGGUCCACCAAUGGAUGAACGAGUUGAAGAAGAAGAUCCGCCGGAUGAAGAUUCGGGAUUGAUUCCGCAAAUAGAUCGACCGAUGAGUAUGCCGUAUUUAUGUUGUAAAUUGUGGAGGUGGAAAGAUUUACAGGUAAGACAUUUGGGGAAGAUUUGACAGAAUUAUUUACUUUUAAAAGAAUUUGCAAUUUUUCACAUUAGUGUGAGAUUUAAAAAAUGAACUGAAAUUUUGUAAAAUUUUUUGGUUUAUAUUAAUUAUUGUCCAAUAGUUUUAUUUCGUUCCAAAAAAAUUCAUGAAAAUUUUGAAACAGUAAAAAUUCUGGAUUUUUUGACAAGAUUUUGAAAAAAACCAAUCAAUUUCAUUUCAACCCGAAAAAUUAAAGAAAAGUUUUGAAACAGUGAAAAUUCAAAUUUUCAAUUCAGUAUCAUAUUUUUUUUGAAACAGUAAAUUUUUUAAUUGUUUUUUUGAGAACAAAUCCAUAAUUAUUGGUUUUUGAUAAAAUUGGAAACCAUUUAACAAUAAAAAUGGUAAAAUUAGUCUUCAUGAAAAUUUUGAAACAGUCAAAAAAUCGUAUGAAUGGAAAUUCAACGAUUCAAAAUUUUGAGUGUUUUUAAAAACACUCACCUUAAUUUUGAAACGUAUUUUUCUUGUGAAAUCUCAACAGAUUUUUAAGCUAAAAAAUGGAUCUGUGAACUUUAAAACAGUGUGAGAGUCCAAAUUUGGCCAAGACUUCAUAGAUAAAAAUUGAAGCAGCGAAAUCCAAUUUUGCAGGUCGACGCAGCUCUUCAUCGCCUCGAAGCUCUUCCCUGGUGUCGAUUUGGUCGUGUGACAAUCAACAACGCCACCGUUUCCUGCUGUAAUCCAUAUCAUUAUGCAUUAUGGAUUCGACCAGAAACAAAUGGCGGAGAUGAUGAUGAACAACAGCCAAUUAAUAGCACUAAUUCGACAACAACUCCACAACACAAUAAUCAUCAUCGAAAUAGUAGUAGUUUAUAUCAGAAUAAUCAGAAUAAUCAUCAUCAUAUGGGAAAUGGUCAUAUCACGUAUAGGAAUCGAGAACGUUAGUGAAUUUGGGAAUGGGGUUUAGGAUUUUGUUUUGAGAUCUCAACUCAAAAGUCAGAGAUUCAGAAAAUUUUUUUCGAUCUACCAAAAAACUCAAGGCCGAGAAACCUGAGAGUACUGUACCUAGAAAAUAGGAUACAAAAUUGAAUACGAAUUCAACUAGUGAUGUUUCUAGGUUUCCUCGAACUGCAAGCAGUACUGUAGGUUCGCAAGAAAUGAUUUACUUUUUUUAUCCGAACUUCAAAUAGUACUGUAGUUCAAUCUGCGAAGCAUAGAUUAGAGACAACUACAAACACUACUGUAGGUAGUGUUUGCUUGGUGUUAGUAUUACUGUAGAUUCAGAAUAAUGUUUUGUUGAAAAUUCUACAGAAAUGCAAAAAGUACUGUAGCUCAAAAAAUCGGAGUUUUCAACCGAACUGCAAAGAGUACUGUAGUCAGAAAAAUAAAAAUGUUGUUGCUAGAUUCUUAUGUUAGCGCCAAACUGCAAAAUGUACUGUCGGUCAAUUUUAACCAAGUCAAUAUCAUUUCAAAUCUCUAACCCUUCUCAAAUUUUCGAACGAAAAAAAUAAUCCAUAUUAUUUUUACAGACGCCCACGACGCCGAAAUCAUGCGUCUACCAAAAGUUCUGGGCAACGAACUGCCCGACGGUCCGCCUCCCUCAAUUCCCUCCGCAACUCCGCCGAUUCCCGAAGAAUCACCGCCGUGCACAUCAAGAAGCUCUCCCGAACCCAACGAUCUCAUUCAUUUUCAUCACGAAACUGCGAGAUGUGAGUUGAGACGAAAAACGACACUCCACAUUUACACAUAAUUUUCUCUUUCAGCAUGGGCAAAAAUCACACGAUACGAGCGAAAAGAGCAGAUUGGCGAUACCGUAUUCCUGACCGGACAAUUUGCGGCCAUCGGAAUUCUGUCGAAAUCUGUUCACGAUGCUCAACCCGAAUGUUCGGCGUGGGAUUUGAGGAACGAAGUGUCGUUUGCGCUGAUACGACAAUCUGAUCCGAUUGGAUCAGAGAAUCCCGAAGAUGUUUGGUUGUAUAAUAGGUGAGGGAUUUUGGAGUGAAAAAUUUUAGUUUGAAAGGUUAUCCUGAUGACGUGGCAAAAAACCAAUCUCCGAUUUUUUUGUAGCCAAAAAGCUGCUAUGACGUGGCACUUCCAAAUUUCUAAUUUCCAUGUUUAUCUAUAACUUAUACCAAAAUUCUCAGUUGAGCAUUUCUAGCUCUAGCCUCUAGAGUUUAUGAAAUCUAAUUUUUUGAUUCCAAAAACCUUCCAAAUCAAUAUAUUUCCAGUGGCACUCGUCCACUAUUCCUCUCAAUGUCACCAUCGCAUUCUUCUGCGACCAAAGACACACUUCGUCGAUUAUCACCCGGUUAUUGUAUACGUGUGCAUCGGGGAGAGGCUUCGGCGUCAGCGCCAGCCAGUGAACGGGCAAAAGUCAGAAGACCGAGUCGGGUGAGUCGGGGCCAGGGAUCGAACCCGCUACCUUUGGGGGCAAAAUUCAACGCGUUACCACUGAGCUACGGAAAACCCCGGCUGUUUUUCCAAGACAUCAUCGAUGAAGCGCCCAUUAAAGGACCACACCGUAAUUUUCGAAUAAAAAUCGUUUCAGGACCCAGCUCUACAACAAUCAACCCUAAUAAUUUCGGUUGGCAAAGGUUGGGGACCCAAUUAUUCUCGCCUAUAUCUAACCGAUAUUCCAUGCCGUUAUGAAGUGUCUUUCGCCUAG
Caenorhabditis angaria is the source of this 2989-nucleotide messenger RNA. The record is from the annotation of a GenBank genome assembly. NCBI's taxonomy places the organism in Eukaryota, Metazoa, Nematoda, Chromadorea, Rhabditida, Rhabditidae.